UACAAAAGCUCGUAUUAAUGGAAUGGCAUCACACUCUACAUUAAUCGUUGGUCCAGUCAAGAACUCUCAGGCCAGCGAAGUUUAUGAAAUGUUGCGGUAGCUGAGCCGACCACAAAUCCGUCGAGAUGGGUUCAAACGCCCAACAAUUUUGCCUGAAAUGGAACAACCACCAGGCCAACAUGCUGUCGGUGUUUGACCGACUGCUGUCCAACAAGAGCCUGGUGGACGUAACGAUAGGCUGCGAAGGACGGCAGGUGAAAGCACACAAGGUAGUGCUAUCAGCCUGUAGUCCGUUUUUCGAGAAUUUGUUCACCGAAAACCCUUGUAAACACCCAAUUGUGAUAUUGAAAGAUAUUCGAUAUGCCGAUCUCAAAGCUUUAGUCGAAUUCAUGUAUAAGGGUGAGGUAAAUGUUGUGCAGGAGCAGCUACCAACGCUGCUGAAGACAGCCGAGGCAUUAAAGAUCAAGGGCCUCGCUGAAGUGACGGGCGAAGGAAAGUCCGAUGACAAACCACAUGCAUCCGUGACCCCACGACCGGAAUCGCCGGGUUCGCGGCGUAAACGGCAACGCGUACGGCGUAAAAGCACAGAUUCGGCAGCUGGCGUAAGCGAGUCUGAAGAGUCUGUUCCGAAAGCCGGUCGUACGGAGCAUGAUGACUCGUCGAUGGACGGGGCCACCUCCCUCGACGACGGAUCUCAGGCGUCCCUGCAACACCCGCAGACGCCGUCACAGGCCUCUGGCCAAGCGAGAGGAGAGAAGGAAACUUCCAAUGUACAAAGCAACGCCGUCACUGUAAAUAACUCAUCUUCAUCCGCCCAGGCAAACAGUGGAAACUCGACCACAAAUGGACCUAAUUCUUCUUCGAAGGAUGCUGAUUUUGAACCCACCCGCUUAUUGGAGGCUUCCAUGACCACCGACCAUGGGGCUGACAACUCGACGGACCUUAAUAAUUCGACUGGACCGGAAAACCCUUUAUUGCCUGACGGACUGGAUAUCAAGCCGAUUAUUACCCUGGAAGAAGGCGCGACACCGACAGGCGGGAUUGUACCCGCCUCUGGCGCUACGUCGUUGGCAACAGGAACGGACGCCAUCUCUUCGCUCUUUCCUUACCCCCAGGGUACAGGUGCUGCGGCCUUGCCUGGCACCUCACAUCAAGCCAGUCCCCAAAGUCAUGACGACGAGAUCUUCUCAGUUCCGAGUAACAUGGAGAUGCGAAUUCUUCCCGAACCCGAUUCGUCCCUUGAAGAAAUGGCUCCUUUUGGCUGGGCCCUCCCUGACGGCAUGGAGAUGAGCGUGGUCGAGGAGGGCAAAUACUUCAGCUGUGACUAUUGCCCCUACCGGACGCUAGUUGCAUCGAUAUUCCAGAGGCACAUGCGGGUUCAUACGGGCGAAAAGCCAUUCCAGUGUGACAUCUGCGGCAAGAACUUCACAAGGAAAAGCAGCGUUGAGACACAUCGGCGGAUUCACACCGGAGUCCGGAAAGUAUCAUCAAGCAAAAGCAUGGAGCUCGACCUUAUCGUUCCUGAUGUGGAACCGAACAACAAUACGAGCAAGGACACGAAAUGCCCCAGCCCUACGAGCUUGGUCACGACGAAGAUCGUCGGUAGCAGUAGUGCCACUGCUCAUUGUGCGAACUCCGCCAGCGUAAAAGUUGGCAACAUGUUGACAGUCAACUCCUCACCUUCGAUGAGUCCCGCGGCUGUUGCGGCUGGAAGUCAGUGUUCCGUUGUCAACGUGACUAGCCGCGGCCUCGUGCCGUCAAUGAUGAUUCGGCCAGUCGUAACCUUGGCUCCGUCAAGCACCGGUAACGCUCUCAUGCUCCCGCAAUUUGUCCCGAUUCGCCCAACGUCACAUACGAGACAGACAAACUUGCAGUUGCCCACAGUGCAGGUAACACCGUCUGUACAGAUGCAGGCUGUUCCAACGAACUCAAAAACACUAACGCUUUUGCCUAAAACACAUGUCGUGCAAUCAACGUCGACCAGUGGUUUGCCGCUACCGGUUGUCAACGUGCAGAUCACAGGGUCACAACACCAACAAACUCAGCAGCAGCAGACGGUACAGCAUCCACAUCAGGCUCAGAUGACGUCUUCGGCUCAUCAGGGAACCCAUCCUGCGGUAACUGUCGUGAAACUUCCGCCGGGAACGGACAUCGAAGCGCUGACGACGACGGCGGCGGCGAGCUCCGUUAGCCAGAGUAGCGGCAGUGAUUCGAGAGGAAAGGCCGGACAGUUUUGGCAGUACGUCUGCGGGGACUGUCCAUAUUCAACGAGUGACUACAAACUCUACAAAAGGCACCGGUCCGCAGCGCACGAUACCAGUAACAUGCAGACAAAGGUGUGCCAUAUCUGCAAUAAGGGCUUCCUAGACCUGGACAAUCAUCUCAAGGUGCACGAAAAUGGACGUAAGCACGUCUGUGACGUAUGCGACCUCGGCUUCCAUUCCCCGAUCGAGCUCGAGAACCAUGCCUCGCGAAAGCACCAGGGUCGGCAAUUUCUCAAAUGCGGAUACUGCGAUGUCUCUGUCGUCAAGGAAGACAUAUCCCAGCAUCUUAACACGUGCGAGCUUUUCCGCAAGCAACAGCAACAUCAGUCUACGAAGUUUCUUCGCGACGAGGCUGUCGUGUGGCCCUUUAGGGCAUCGUACAGCAACUGCUACACAACAAGAACAGUUUCGAAUUGUAAGCACAUUGCCCUCCGCAUUGGCGCCAUGACUUCAUCAAUGCCAGUCACAUCUUUACUAAGACCCACAACGAUUGCCUCACAGCUAACGGAAACCGUGCUUUUACGGCUGCCCAAGAACUGCAGCUGCAUCAAUAGCAACCAGAAAAAAGUUGGUGCUGAUGCCGCCCAGAGAAGCUUAUCUAAUAUAGAUGGGUCGAGCAGUUCGGCGAGGGAAAAUCGCUUUAUGCCAGCAAAUUGUCAGACAUUGGCCUCUGCUGUGCUCAAUUGGGCCACAGGAGAGUGCACUGAAAAAGCUGAAUCUAGUAAUCCCCAAACAAAGUGGGAAUUAACAAAAGGUUCUUGUUCCCGCUCUAUGAGCACACGUAAGCAGGGAUUGUCAAUAGGUACCGGCCAAUCGACUAAUGUCCGCAGCUCAGAAUGCAUCGUCCAAGAGUAUGUCAAUUGUGAAGAGGCGGUACUCUCGGAGCCCCAACAACAAGAGGAUCAAUGCGAAUUUUUGCCAGACCUAAUGUCUGUAGAUAGCAGCAUUUUUAGCUCUCCUCAAUGCGACCAGACAAUGCCAACGAUAAGCACUACCGGCGAAGAACUCUACGAAAUACCUAUAAUGUCGUCGGUCAAAUGUGAACCCGCAAGCCCAUCGUUUGAAUCGACGACACAGAUGAAAAGGCGUCGAUUGAUGCCGACUCUUGUAUCCCACCUUCAAAUGCCGUACGCAAAAAAACCAGCGCCCUCUUCUAUUCUAACCAGUUCCAGUCCGAUUAUCCUUAAUACGACGACGGCUACUACAUCUACUAAUUUUCUUUCGUAUGUAAAUGGACGAUUUCGAGAGACUCCGUCUGUUGAUGUUUCGACUUCGUCUUCACCGUCACCGGCAUCAGCUCUAUUGCCAGCAACAUCAAAUAUCUCGUCAGACACUUUUCCCAGUAAUAGCGCAAUUGUAGGCGGCAGGCUACUUCGCGCGCGUAGAAACGCUCCGGCGUCAGUUGGAAGUUUGUUAGCAUUAUCAUCAUCAUUUUCGUCGUCGUCGUCGUCGUCGUCGCUCGAAUUAAUGCAUGCUGUCACAACCCUUAACAAACAGGAUCGUGAAGACUCUGACGAAUCGACUACCGACGCAGUUAGCAAUUCUUCGUCAGCAAAGACUUCACAUUCGCUCGAUGAUCCUGCAAUAGAGGAACCUAUCGAACCAAACCUUUCCCGGAUGCAUUACCGAGACUCGUUAGGGGCAACCUCCACGAUGAGGGCUUCGGUGAUUUCGUCAAGACGUCGCAAAAAGGUGGAGCGAGCUCAAAGUGCCGGGUGUGGUUUCAUCGGCACGGGACCGUUUCGUUGUGGAGUUUGUGGAAAGCUUAGCUCGACUCGAGCUAAAGCUAUGGGGCACUAUCGGGUUCACACGGGCGAGCGGCCUUAUCAAUGUACCGAUAACGCGUCAACGUAUCAAACAGUCAUCCGCCGGGUGGGGCGCUUCAGUAUCUCGAAGAUCGAACACGACCGUGACAAGGGCAGCGAUAGCAAUGACAAUAACAAAACAGUGAAAGAAGCGAAGCGUAGCGAGACACGGAAGGACAGCAGCAAGUCAACUUCUGCGUCGACUGCUGCUGGUGGCGACGAAGGGGCAGGACGUGACGUAGCCGCUGUAACUGCAGGGACCAGCAGCAAUCAGGCCGCUAGGGACGCAGCGGUUCGCGCCAAAAUCCUGGUCGCUUUACCACCUCCGGGCACAAGCGGCUCAGAUGAGGACGCGGCCAUCAAAUUGGCGGCGGCCACAGCCGUCGACGAGCUUUUGGCGGCGUACGCAGCCGCUGCAGCCGAAGAAGAAGAUCUGGAAAGUGACCUAAGCGCAAGCUCAGGCAGUGCGUCCGAAGACAAGGAAAACAAUAAUCCAUCAAAUGAUGACGAAAGUCUCGACGAGUUGGCCUUUGAAGAAGAGGGCGGUUGCCAAGUAGAGGAAGCUCUAGGAGCGGCACCUGCGGUUUUCAUUUUGCCCCUGAUCUGUGGCCACUGCAAUUAUCGGUCGAUUUCGCAGCGGGACCUAAUCAAUCACAUGAACACCUGCAAUAAUGGCAAACCAUUUCCAUGCAAGUACUGCAACUACUCGUGCGGCAACAAACGCGACCUUCGGGAGCACGAAAAACUACACAAAGAGAGCAAAUUCGUCUGCGACAUAUGUGGCAAGCUAUUCCGUGAUCCGAUGCGUCUCGAUGCCCACCGUGACGCUCAUGUUGGCUCAAUCACUUGCAGUUUAUGCGGAAUGUCAUUCCCGACGCACCGUAGCUUCAACGACCACGUCCGUUCACAUCAUCCGGAACGAGGCGCAACGAGUGGCCCCGCUGGCGCUGGGGCUGCCCAUUCGACAACCCGCCAUCAUCGUGAGGGGGGCCGAAGCGCUAGUGCAGUUUCGAAUAGAAAAGACGACGAGAGCGGCGAAGAUGAAUACGAACUCGAUGGAAUCGUCCAGCAGGAAUUCCUCGUGGGCGACCCUGACCUCAUCUUGAUGGGAAGUGAUAAAAAGUUCACCUGUGAACUCUGCUCGUACUCAACCAAUCGUAAAAGCCAUUACAACGAACAUAUGGCUGUACAUACGGGACAUAAGCCUUUUGCGUGUCAGUACUGUGACUAUCGCUGUACAAAGAAAUGUCACUUGGCCCGCCACGAACGUACGCACACUGGCGAAAAACCCCACGAGUGCACACAGUGUGGGAAAAAGUUCAAUCAGCGCGCCUCGCUAAACGUCCACCUUCGUGUGCAUACAGGUGAGAAACCCUACACUUGUCUCGGGUGUGGCAAGUGUUUCGCCCAGCGCAACGGACUCAAGGAUCAUGUGUAUGCUCGCCAUAUGGACAAAGCCGACGUUCUACUGCAGGUGGCGCCACUUGUCAAGCUUUGAACUCUAAUAAAAUAACUAUACGUAGUCAACACGUUACCCAAAAAAGAAAGCCAGCAACCGCUUCGAUUCACUUUGUGUGGUACAAUUUAUUUUGGAAAAUAGUCGCGUCAUCAUCUAUUUAUGCUAUUAUAGAAUUCAGGUUGAAAAUAAUGCCGAUGGUAUUAUUUUGGUAAACGCGUUAAUCGCUGCUAAUUUAAAAACGGGAUUAAAAGUUUUCUGAAAUCGAUACGCUGAGAGAAAAUAGUCCUGUUGUGGGAGUUGCCUUCAGAGCUUUACGGUCGAACGGUUCUGAAUUUCGCACUAUGUCAACGUCUAAAUGUACGCGGAAAAUGGCAGUGUUCAAUACAAUAACAGUUGAAACGACCGUAUACAUUCGCCUAUCAAUGAUAGAACAUCAGCAAAGAGUUCUGGUAAGUCCUUUUGGUUGCUGGCACGAUAGGUGCUCGUGCAGUAUGCAUUCUGCACAAUAUGAAUAUUGUGUGAUUGAUUACGCCGUACCGGAAAAGAACCACCUUAGAGAAAUUAGAUUGUGCUAUAUUG
This is a messenger RNA of Varroa destructor (honeybee mite), 6107 nucleotides long. RefSeq lists its product as uncharacterized. Lineage: Eukaryota; Metazoa; Arthropoda; Arachnida; Mesostigmata; Varroidae. Gene Ontology annotation, molecular function: protein binding. Gene Ontology annotation, cellular component: nucleus. The record is from RefSeq and is a predicted model, not a curated record. Gene Ontology annotation, biological process: regulation of transcription by RNA polymerase II.